AAAAGUUCUGACUGAAUAAUUCCAUUGUUGUUUACACACACGGAUCAAAAAUCUAAAUCGGUUCCCCGUGAAAAAAUACAAAAUUCCUAUGAAAAAUGUGAAUAACAGCGUCCCCGCCAUGUCGAUUCCGAUCAAAUGCAGUGCCAUAAAGCAGGCGAUAGUGCCGAAAAGUGAUUUUAAUCGCUAUCUGAUAGCAUUCGUCGGGGCGCUGGUGCUGCUGGCGCUCUGGUUCGGCGGCAGUUCGGUCUCGGAGGCGGACAGCGAGCGACUUUCGCUGGACCUGGUGGACAUUCCGCAGAUCGUGCUGGACAAGGAUGCCGAGUUGGCACGGGCGCGGAACAGAAACUGUUCCUUCUGGGAUUGCUUCAAUGUGUAUCGUUGUGGACAGCGAGGUGGUGCUGCGGGAGGGAGCGCUGCUGGCUUGUGGGCCGAGGAGCAGCAGGAACGUAUAUCGAUCUACGUUUAUCCGUUGAAAGAGUAUGUCGAUGCGGACUCGCGGAAGCAGGCCUUCCAACUGACGAAGGAGUUCUACACCAUUCUGAAGACGAUCGUCAACAGUCCGUACUACACGGCGAAUCCGAACGAAGCGUGUCUGUUCGUUCCGACGCUGGAUACUCUGAAUCAGAACAGGAUCGAUGUGAAUCUAGUCGGCAAAGCGCUGGCUUCGCUUCCUUACUGGGAAAACGGAGAGAACCACAUCCUGUUCAAUUUUAUUUCCGGAUCGGCACCGGACUACAACACGGUUUUGGACGUAAACACCGAUCGGGCAAUGAUCCUCGGGUCCGGCUUCGACAGUUGGUCGUUCCGAUCGGGCUUCGAUCUACCCAUGCCCAUGUACAGUUCCAUUCUGGAACACCUCCAGCUCAAUCCGAUGCAUUCGGACCGAAAGUUCCUGCUGGUAUCGUCCCAAUUGAAUAUCUUCCAACGCCAAUAUCGAAUCAUGCAGGAACUGACGUACGAUUUCCCGAACGACAUCCUCUUGCUGCAGCGCUGUCCGACGACGACGGUUAAAGCGGAGGAAAGUUUCGAUACGUCCCGACCCGUGGAAACCGCAAGCAGUCCGGAAGAACUGCUCAAAACCAUGAAAGACAUCCGCUGUAAUUUCCCUCAAGGCAAUGAGUACGAGUACCCGAGCGUACUGGAAAGCGGUCAAUUCUGCUUGAUUGCCCGGGGAGUCCGCCUGUCCCAGCCAACCCUGAUGGACGUCUUGGCAGCCGGUUGCAUCCCUGUGAUAAUGGCUGACAACUUGAUUCUGCCUUUCAGCGACAUCCUGGAUUGGGACCUAAUCUCGAUCCGAAUCUACGAGAACAACCUUCACUCCGUGAUCACCACCCUCAAAGCCGUCUCCAAAGAACGCAUCCAGGAGCUUCGAACUCACGGAGCAUACAUCUACGAUCGGUACUUUUCCAGCCUGGAAAAGAUCAUCCUGACCACGCUGGAUCAGCUAAACGAUCGCAUUUUCCCACAUCUCAGCAAAACCUACAUGCACUGGAACGUGGCCAAGACGCAGCACUCCACUCAGAACCCACUGUUCCUCCCACUGAUCGCACCCAAAUCUCAAGGCUUCACCGCCGUCAUCCUAACGUACGAUCGAAUCGAAAGUCUGUUCAUCCUGAUCCAGAAACUGGCCACCGUCCCCUCCCUGCAAAAGAUUCUAGUCAUCUGGAACAACCAGAAGAAGUCGCCCCCGCAUCCGUCGCUCUUUCCCAAAAUCGGAAAACCGCUCAAAGUCAUCCAGACGGCUGCAAACAAGCUCUCGAACAGAUUCUACCCGUACGAGGAGAUCGAAACCGAAGCAAUCCUCACCAUCGACGACGACAUCGUCAUGCUGACGGCCGAUGAACUGGACUUUGGCUACGAAGUGUGGCGCGAGUUCCCCGAUCGGAUCGUCGGUUUCCCAUCGCGGACGCACGUCUGGGAUAAUGCCACCAACCGCUGGCGGUACGAAUCCGAGUGGACCAACCAGAUCUCGAUGGUCCUGACCGGGGCGGCAUUCCAUCACAAGUACUGGAGCUACAUGUACACCAACGCCAUGCCCGGCAACAUCAAGGACUGGGUCGACGAACACAUGAACUGCGAGGACAUUGCCAUGAACUUCCUGGUGGCCAACAUCACCAACAAGCCGCCCAUCAAGGUGGCCCCGAGGAAGAAGUUCAAGUGCCCGGAAUGCACCAACAACGAGAUGCUGUCGGCGGAUCUGAACCACAUGAUGGAACGAUCCGCUUGUAUCAAUCGGUUUGCGGAGAUCUACGGGACGAUGCCGCUCAAGACGGUCGAGUUCCGAGCGGAUCCGGUGCUGUUCAAGGACAACUUCCCGGAGAAGCUGAAGCGGUUCAACGACAUUGGUAGCUUGUAAGCUCUGGUAAGGUAUUGUGCAAUUUUAAUCACGGACGAACGAACAGCUCUGGUAAGUUUUAGAGAAUAUAGAUUAUUACAAACCGUAUAGCAUUUAGUAGGUCGUAAGCUUUGUGCGUGUAGCAGGUAUUCCCCCGAUGGGUCUACGUUCCCCAUAUCAUAGUCAAAAGUGAUUAAAACUAGUUGUAAUUUUA
Messenger RNA from Ochlerotatus camptorhynchus, 2549 nucleotides. It is a transcript of the gene sotv, whose product is annotated as exostosin glycosyltransferase sotv. The record is from RefSeq and is a predicted model, not a curated record. The coding region runs from base 89 to 2356 and encodes 755 amino acids. Gene Ontology annotation, cellular component: membrane. The transcript has 2 exons. NCBI's taxonomy places the organism in Eukaryota, Metazoa, Arthropoda, Insecta, Diptera, Culicidae. Gene Ontology annotation, molecular function: glycosyltransferase activity.